Molecule: messenger RNA, 942 nt
Organism: Myzus persicae (green peach aphid)
Lineage: Eukaryota; Metazoa; Arthropoda; Insecta; Hemiptera; Aphididae
Exons: 5
Molecular function (GO): sequence-specific DNA binding
Source: RefSeq, a predicted model, not a curated record
AUGAAAAACAAAGAAACUGAGGUAAUUGAAAAUGAAACAUUAAUGGAAGAAUAUAAAGAACAAAUGUGUCUCAACAGGGUUUAUGUUUGUGUCGUUAAAACGUGUGUGAACGGCAAAGUGAAAAUCCAAACCAAGAAUUGUAAAUUACUUAAGUUUCCUAAUGACAUAACACUUGUUCAUGAAUGGUUAAAAAAUUGUGAAAGACUUGAUCUUGGUUUCAAGUCAUUGGAAUACUUGCUGGCCAAUGUACGUGUUUGUGGUAAGCAUUUUGCACCAAAAAUGUUUAGUAAUACUGAACACACUCGACUGUUACCUAAAGCAGUACCUACCGAAUUUGAAUCGACCAAGGCUAAAGACCCAGAAUCUUCACUAAAUUUAGAUGAGUUUGUGAAGAACUUCUGGAAAGUCAACGUGGGUAAUAAUAUGACGGCAUAUGUUGGACUUAACCACAUGUCAUUUGAUCACCGUUCCGGCGAAUGGAAAACUUUUAAAUUAAAGUUAACAAAUAGUUUAAUUGCUGGUGAUGUUUCAAGUGACCUCAAAAUGAAAGCCAUUUUAAUAACUGCGCUGAGUGACGAAACGUUGUCCUUACUCUCAAGUUUAUGUGUGCCUUUGGACAUUGAAGCAAAAUCAUUCAAUAAUCUAAUCAAAUUAUUAGAUGCACAUUUCACGCCGGUAAAAUCGUAUUUUUCUGCCAGAUAUGAAUUCUACAGAGCGGAGAAAAAUCCUAUGGAAACGGUUGCAGAAUGGGCUGCUCGAGUACGCACCUUAUCCAUACCAUAUGGUUUUGGUACUGAACUAAAUAUUGUUUUAAAAGACAUUUUCACUCUUGGUCUUGAUAAACAAUUUAAAGAACGAUUAUUCGAAGAAGAUGCCACAAACAAAAUUAUCACUAUGAAUAAAAUGAUGGACAUCGCUCUUGCUAAGGAAAUGGCCAGUAAA